GAAUGAAUGUGAAUGAAUGAAUGAAAUCUGCUCAUGACUUCGGGAUUUUAAGUAUCAAGUAUUAUAGGGUUAUUUUAUUACAUUAUUUUACGCACUGUUCUUAAAGAGUUCAUUGAGAUUUGUGGAGUUUGUUUUGAGGGUAUUUUUUUGGAUUAGUUUGGUGAGUGAGUGACUGAGUGAGCAUUGGUUGGUUGAUGCUGUAGAGGGAGGGAUUGUGCGAUUGUUGAAAUUUGAGGCUCGCUGUGCGUUAGAGAAGAAGAGAGAGAUAUGAAUGAGUGGGAUUGGAAAUAAGAGAUGCAAUGUCGGAGCAUUUGGAUUUGAACCUAGAUUUGAAGAAUGUGAGAAGGGAGGAUGAACAGAUGUGUAUGGGACAUGAAUAUGUGCAUGGGCAAAGGGAUAUACAAGGCAUACGGUAUUCGCAGACCCAGCAGAUGCAGUACCAACAGUCCCAAUCGCACGCGCAGAAAUUGAGAGAGGAUGCUACGAGGAGCGGAGAUGUGCGGAAUAUGCUGACGGGAGAAAGUUCGAGAGCUCCGAGGUUAGAGAGAAGCCCGCAUCCAUAUCAUAAGAAGCAUGAGGAAAUUUUCUCGGGGAGUGAGAGGAGCGGUGAAAGGGUUGGAGAUGUGGAGAAUGGGAUGGAUCCCGAGGUGGGAAUUCCGCGACUUCCUUCUUCGAGAACUACGUACUCUAGACCUACUUCCUUGAGACCUCCUUCAGGUCCCUUCACAAGGCCUGCUUCCUCGGGAACCCCAACAUCGCCAUCACCACUGCGCUCGACACAGAACACCGAUGAUGAAUUUUGUAAAGGUGUUAGGAUAACAAUUAAUGGAUCACUGGGUGGAUAUAUCGAAUCUACAAAUAGCGACAGUGGGACCGAGGCAGAUGAUGAACAUUUCCUGAAGGGAUUACCUGCUCCAAGGAUAAAACCGCAUAAAGGAUUGAGGGGUGAGAAUGGCAGCAUGUCGAGUACGCCUAGUCCAUUGAUGAGUCCGGCUAUAUUGGAAGAUGAGAUACGAUGGAAGGAAAGUGCAAGGAUUAGAUCUUCUAUGCCGGCUUCGAAGAUACUUACUGCGGAGGAGCAGAGGAGAGUUAUUGAAAAGUUUAGACAGAGGAGGAAGAUUGAAAUUAUAAGGAGAACAACUGAGGCUUUUUUAUUAUGUUUUGUUGGGGGAAUAAUAUACUGGAGUCAAGGAGUUAAGGAAAUUCUCUAUUUAUGGAGAAAUGGUAUGUUUCUACUUCUAUAUUCUCAAAACCAAGCUAAUUAUCAAGAACUUGUUUGUCAAAUCCUUAUUACAAGUGGUUUAAUAGCUUUAUACCCUCUUCGAUUAUUACGACAUCUAAGAUCUCGGACACCAUGGAAAUUCACAUUCCCUAUUGCUAUACCUGCGACAUUCGAUCCGGCUCCUUUAUUAUAUCCUCCUACAUUAACGAUGCUUGUUUCGAUUUUACUUUCAGUCAGUGAUCCUAGUGGUCUUUUAUCAAGUAUGAUACUUGCCAUAUCUACAUUGCCGAAGAAAUUAAUACCCGCUAUUGGAGGUCUUGAAGGUCGAGAUAUGUUACAUUGGGUAUUGGCAUGUAUGCCAUUAUUUACGACGACUUUAACCAGAGCUCCACCCUUGGGCAAUGAAUCACUACCUCUUAAUCCUGAAGUUUUGGUUUUAAUACCACCAUUACAUCAAGCUUUAUGUGCAACACUACAUUACCUCACCACGACUAGUCUCCUAUCCGCCGAACUACAAUUAUUAUCAACCUCCCUCAUAAGUCUCUUACUUCGAGCAUCAUCACCACAAGCAGUUAUUUUAAAAGCACUUCUUUGGGGUGGUGGCAUAGGUAUUCUAGUUACUUGUACACAUGUUCUUAGAUGGAGUGUUGCAUUAGCUAGAGUACCAACAUGGAGGUUCAGAAGACCCGAAACGAAAAGAUCGAGUUUCAGAUUUAACAAGGGAUCACUAUCAUUUGGUAACAAUACGAUAAGUGUUUUUGCUAAAGAUACAUUUAUUAGUGAUACGAGUGAUGAUGAAUUUCUUCACGAUCGUUCACGAAGGAAAAUGGGUAAAUCACAAGCUACAGAUUCCUCUCUUCUAGAUGGAGAAAUUCAAUCAGGUAUCUUGAGAAGGAGUACCUUACCAAAUUCUCCUCCAUCUAGUCCUUCAAAACCAAUGAAUACUAGAACAUCAUCUGGUCGUAAGAAAAGAUCAGCUUCAAUUAGUCUUCAAACAUUUUCAAAAUUAACAUAUACACAAGCUAAGAUACGUAAAUGGUUAUAUGCUAUUUAUGUAUAUCUCUCUAUCCUAGUUAUUAUCCUACUAGGUAUAAGAGAAUACGUAGCAAAACAAGCUUUACAAGGUCAUGAACCUAUAGGAUGGGCUUUAGGAUAUUUAUUCGGAGAUCUACCACGUUUUCGAUUCGAAGUCGUUAUUGCUAAUUUACAACGAUGGAUACCACUUCCUCCUCGUUCAUAUAUCGAUUCUGAUACAACAGGAUCAGGAACCUGCGAACAAAAAGGCUGGAUUGAACGAAUUCGAUACUCAGAUUUUGGACCUACUAAUACACGUCUCAUUCUCUCGACCUAUUGGCUUCUUAUCUUAAUAACAGGUCUAGCAAUAGUAUUCCGUCUUUCUUCAAUCUACGAAGUUGAUACCCGACGAAAAGUUUUUCAUUUCAUGAUGGUUUUUAUCCUUUUACCUUCUACAUUCGUCGAUCCGACAUAUUGUGCCCUAGCACUCAGUUUAAUAUUGGCGAUAUUUUUACUACUAGAUAUGGUGAGAGCGACACAGUUACCGCCGUUUAGUAGAUGGUUGGCGAGAUUCUUAACACCGUAUGUUGAUGGGAGGGAUUUGAGAGGUCCGGUGGUUGUUAGUCACAUUUUUUUGGCAAUUGGGUGCGCGGUGCCUCUUUGGUUAAGUUUGGGAUCUGUAGAGCGGAGUAAUUCAUCGCCUUGGAUGCAGAAUGCAAAUGAAGAUGACAGUGGAAGAAGAGAUGCGAUGAUUGGAUGGGAAGUUCAUAAAAGAAGUUGCGAUGGUGGAUGGUGGCGGGGGGUUGCGUUUGUGGUUAGGAGAUGGGGAUGGGGAGAAGAGUCGUUGGUGGUGGAGGGGUGGCGAAAGUGUGGAUUAGGGGGGGGGAGGGGAAGUGGUUGAGAGGGUGGUGGAGUGGUGGAAAGGUGGAUGAUGGUGUGGGGGUUAUAAUAUGGAUGGAUAUGGAUGGAUAUGGAAUGGAAAUGGAAAUGGAAAAGAAGAUACAUGGAAAAACACACUAGGAAAAAGUAUCCUAGCAGCUAUAAUAGCAAGUCUCACCGAAGCGGUUUUGACGGGUGGAAAUGAUAAUGUGGUUGUACCGGUGGUACUUUGGUGUUGUGUUAAGGGGUUGGAGAUUUAGAUUGCGGAGUUAGAUUGA
Molecule: messenger RNA, 3393 nt
Organism: Sclerotinia trifoliorum
Lineage: Eukaryota; Fungi; Ascomycota; Leotiomycetes; Helotiales; Sclerotiniaceae
Source: the annotation of a GenBank genome assembly